UUCAAAAACGUGUUGAACUUAUGGAAAUGGAGACUUCAUCUGUGUAGAAUCCAUUUGCCGUUUGUACAAGACUGGUCUUGUACGGUAUUCAGAAAAGACGAAAAACAUGUUGUGGAAGAUUACAUUAAAGAGAAUAAUGGAGAAAAUAGUUCAUCAGUAAGGAACAGUAUUGCUGAUGUGAUCAGCUCUGCUGAUAAUGUACUUCAGUCUGCUGCUAAGAAGCGAGGCCGCAAACCGAAAGUGCUGGGUUGUACUGGGGAUGCCUUUCUUACUCCUGCAGCUGGAACUAGAAGUGUAAGAAUGAAUCGACAGAAAGCUGUUCUGGGUGUAAGCCAAUCUGACAACUUGCUAGUGCCACCACCCACCACUUCCAGGGUUCUUCGCACGAAGAAAUUGGUGAGUUUAUUUACAAUAGUUGAAACAUACUUGUAUACAUUAUUCAUUUGUUUUUCCAGUUAGAUUUUUUGUUGUAAAACCUGUGUUCAUUUCAUCCUUACUCCUGAAUGAAGGUCUCCUGCACAGGAUAAAUUAUGAAAGAUUUGACUGC
Messenger RNA from Cherax quadricarinatus, 547 nucleotides. Lineage: Eukaryota; Metazoa; Arthropoda; Malacostraca; Decapoda; Parastacidae. The record is from RefSeq and is a predicted model, not a curated record.